GCCGAGCAUCUCAGAAGAAGACUUCUACUAGGUCUUUCACCAUCUCCGCCAAGCUCUCGCCCUUUCAUGGCUUCCUCCACCUACGCCACCAAGCUCUCCACUCUUCUAUCCCCACCGCUUGGGAAAGUCUCCAAAACCCCACCCAAACCAUGCCGCCGCCUCCUGCCCCUCGCCGCCGCACGAAAACCUACAGCGAUGGCGGCGGCGUCGUCGUCGAAGAAUCCCAAAUCCGAGAGUACCGAAAAUUGCUUCUCGUCCUAUUUCGAUUACGAAGACGAACGCUCGAGCGACCAUCCCAGGGAAGAGUGCGGCGUCGUGGGAAUCUACGGCGACCCUGAGGCCUCCCGCCUCUGCUAUCUGGCUCUCCACGCUCUGCAACACCGCGGGCAGGAAGGAGCCGGCAUCGUCGCCGUCCACGACAACAUUCUCCAGCACAUCACCGGCGUCGGAUUGGUCUCGGACGUGUUCACAGAGUCCGAACUCGACAAGCUUCCCGGCGAAAUUGCCAUCGGACACGUCAGGUACUCCACCGCCGGCUCAUCCAUGCUCAAAAACGUCCAGCCCUUUGUCGCCAGCUGUAGGUUCGGCUCCGUUGGGGUCGCCCACAAUGGCAAUUUGGUAAAUUACGAAUCCCUGCGUGCAACCCUAGAGGAAAACGGGUCAAUUUUCAAUACAUCUUCAGACACAGAGGUGAUUCUCCAUCUCAUUGCCAUAUCAAAGGCGAGGCCUUUCAUUCUUAGGAUUGUAGAAGCCUGCGAGAAGCUCGAGGGAGCUUAUUCUUUGGUGUUUGUAACUGAGGAUAAACUCGUCGCGGUCCGGGACCCGUUCGGGUUCCGGCCAUUGGUGAUGGGCAGGAGGAGGAAUGGGGCGGUCGUUUUCGCCUCCGAAACGUGCGCCCUCGACCUAAUCGAAGCCACAUUCGAGCGGGAGAUUUAUCCCGGCGAAGUCGUGGUUGUGGACAAGGAAGGGGUCCAUUCCCUUUGCCUGAUGACUCGCCCCAAGUCUUCGCAAUCUUGCAUCUUUGAGCACAUUUACUUCGCCCUCCCGAACUCGGUCGUGUUCGGGAGGUCGGUGUACGAAUCCCGGAAAAAAUUCGGGGAGAUUCUCGCCGUCGAGUCCCCCGUUGAAUGUGACGUGGUGAUCGCGGUCCCCGAUUCGGGAGUCGUGGCCGCACUGGGCUACGCUGCUCAAUCAGGGGUCCCGUUCCAACAAGGGCUAAUACGGUCACAUUACGUGGGCCGGACGUUCAUUGAGCCCUCGCAAAAGAUUAGGGAUUUCGGGGUGAAGCUCAAGCUCUCGCCGGUGAGGGCGGUGUUGGACGGGAAGAGAGUCGUCGUGGUGGACGAUUCCAUCGUGAGGGGGACCACCUCGUCAAAGAUUGUAAGGUUGUUGAAGGAGGCGGGGGCCAAGGAGGUCCACAUGAGGAUCGCGAGCCCUCCGAUCAUAGCAUCUUGUUACUAUGGGGUGGACACGCCUAGCUCGGAGGAGUUGAUAUCGAACCGGAUGAGCGUGGAGGAGAUUCGGGCGUUCAUCGGGUCGGACUCACUCGCAUUUCUGUCGAUCGAUAGCUUGAAGACGUAUUUGGGGACGGACGCUCCGAACUUCUGCUACGCGUGCUUCUCCGGGAAGUACCCCGUCCUCCCGACGGGGAAGGUGAAGAGGGUUGGGGAUUUCAUGGAUGAUGGGUUGAGUGGAAACAUGGGCUCUAUUGGUGGAGGCUGGUUACACAACAUUGGUUCUGAAUGAGAACCAAGUAUUUUUAUUAUUGUUCUUAUCAUUAUCAUCAACUCACAUAUUUCCAAAGAAGGCUAGGGAUUGUUUGUUUGUCUUCUAUAAUUUAUGCCUGAAUUGGAACCAAUUUUGAUUUUAGUUUGCAACUGCUGUUUGAG
Cuscuta campestris is the source of this 1889-nucleotide messenger RNA. The record is from the annotation of a GenBank genome assembly. NCBI's taxonomy places the organism in Eukaryota, Viridiplantae, Streptophyta, Magnoliopsida, Solanales, Convolvulaceae.